AAAAAUAAAAUUUAAAAAACAAAACAAAAAAAAAUUAUUGCAAAUUUGAAGCCAUUUUUUUGGAUUAUAUCCGCAACCCACUAAGUAAUAGCUGAAAUCGUCCAAUUAUCUCCACACACACACAACAGCAAAAGCAUACACAAAUCUUUUUAUUUUAAACAAAUUAUCAGCAGCAAACAUUAAAAGAACAAUGGUAUCCAGAAGAAAAAUACUCUCCCGUUCUAGAGAUGAUCUAAAUUUGGAUCAGACAUUUAGUCCACAAGAAGAGGAGGAAGAUGUUUGGUAUCAAAAAGAUAAAUUAUACAAAGAACACAUUCAAGAAGUUCUCGACAAAUGGACCCAAAUCGAUGAUGAAAUUUGGGCCAAAGUAAUUGUCUUUGAACGUAAUCGGCGUGUGGCCAAAGCCUAUGCCCGGGCACCAGUAUUAACCAUAAAUGGCUCAGAUGAUGGCUUUGAUGGCAUGCGAAUCGGUUUAUGUGGCUUUGAUAAUCCAAUGCGUGAUCAGAAAACAGAGGAAUUUAAAAAACACAUUGGCCAGGGUGUCAAAAUCAAAAUGGACGAUGCUGGCAAUAUCUUAAUACGACGUUAUGCCAAAAGUAAUGUUUAUAUCAAAAGCACGGCUAGCAGUCCCAACGAAGAGACCUCUAUUGGAGCCGAUAUUUUGAAAUUACCCAAUCAGGCAUUGGAAAGUGAAAAAAUAGUCAAAUUGUUUGAUAUGAAAAAGUUUCAAUCAAAUGUUAAUCGUGAACUGAGACGAGCCUAUCCCGAUCGACGACGUUUGGAGACUCAAUGUCUGUCAGCGGUGGCUUUUGUUAAGUCCGAAAGUGACAUACUGGAAUGCCCCAUAUGGGUACUGAUUGUCAAUGUCGUUGCAAUGGAUAUGCUGAAAAGUAAAUUGCCACCAGUUCAACGACCUUUGGUUGAUAUCAAAAAUCGUCCUAGAAUACCCAUACCCGAUGAGGAUCCUUACAGCGUUGCUGGCAAUGGCAGUGGCGGCAGUUCGGGUAGCUCUGGUUUCGGUGCUAGUGGCCUGGGUAGCAUGAUGUCCGCUCAUAAUGGCCAAUUGCAAAUGCACGGACGCGAACAGCAGCAGCUACAGACGCAAGCGCAACAGCAACAACAACUAUCGCAAUCACAAUCUAUGACAAACGGCAAUGGCGUUGGCAAUGGAAAUCUGCUGUUGAAUAAUGGCAGUGUUAUGGCAGCCGGCCUCAAUGGCCAUGGCCCAGCCGCCAGAGAACAAUUGCUGAUGCAACAACAACAACAGGCACAACAAAUGGCUCUGAAGCGUAGUGAAAAACCGCCAAAAUUGCCGCCAAGAGACAGUAUAUACGGGACAGCGCAUGAUAUACCGAAGCCCGACUACGAUGACAUCGAAGUGGAUACACGUAUUAAAUUGUCACGUGGCAAAUCCGAUAAAGGCAAAGACAAUAAGAAAUAUGAUGAUCCCUACUAUUGCGGUCUGCGUGCACGCGUUCCCAACUUUGUGAAAUCCUCCUCAAAAUCGGCCAAAGAACAUGAGCAGCAUCGCAAUGGCGUUAUUUCGGCUCCAAAUUCGAUGAACACGUUGACCAACAAUCAAAAGAAGACUUCAAUCAUGAUGCCCAUGCAUCCGGCCAUGCAUGCUCCGGCACCGCCACACAUGCACCCACAUCACAUACAGCAACAGCAAAUGAUGGCCGUGGCUGCAGCACAGGCUGUUGCCCAGCAACAGCAGCAGCAGCAACAACAACAGCACUCACACCCAAUGCAUCAUCAUGCACAUGCACACGCGCAUGCGCAACAAAUGUGGCACACGCGCAGCUAUGAAAGUGGCAUAGAUGCCGAUCUUGUUGAUUCUCCCUACAAUCACAUUUAUGGACGAUUGCCUUUGCCCACAAGGGGCUACAUACCAACACCACGCAGUUUGUAUAUCGGUGAAUGGGAUUGAAUAGUUGGAACGCGGCGAAACAGCAAUUGCUCCAGCUCCAACUCAACUGCUCUACUCUGUGUAAAAGUAAAUGAAAGAGAGAGAGAGAGAGAGAGAGAGCAAUUAAUGACGUACAUUAGACAGAAGUGUCUAAUAAUAAUUAAUAAUAAAAAACACUUAGUUGAUAAUUUUUUAAUAUUUAAGUUUAACCAUAAAAAA
Musca domestica (house fly) is the source of this 2128-nucleotide messenger RNA. RefSeq lists its product as uncharacterized. The coding region runs from base 191 to 1930 and encodes 579 amino acids. The transcript is spliced from 11 exons. The record is from RefSeq and is a predicted model, not a curated record. Gene Ontology annotation, molecular function: protein binding. Lineage: Eukaryota; Metazoa; Arthropoda; Insecta; Diptera; Muscidae. Gene Ontology annotation, biological process: regulation of DNA-templated transcription.